AUAUAAAUGAUUUUUUCUCACCUAUCCGUGUUCCUUCUUCUUGAUCGAAACUACCGCCGCCACUCUCCUUUCGAUCGCACACCGCAGGCAGCGAGGAGACACUGAGAUCGGCGACUACGACAAGUCCACUACGCCGCCAGGAGAUUCCUUCUCUAUUCCGACCAGACACAGCAGCGACGAUGGUCUACAGGGGCGACGACGACCGUGUUACGGUGACGAACGGCGUGACUUCUUCUCGUCGGCGAUGAGUCCAGCGGCGAUGGGGAAGGGCGACGUCGCGAGGCGAAUCGACGGCGACGAAUUCCGCCAGUGACCUCCCCUAUCCAGCGACCCUCGUUCCGGAGAUUCCAGCAAUUCCGGCGACGAUCUCUAUCCCGGCGAAACAGUGGCGAGGUUUGGGCAGCUCCGGCCAUCCCCUCGGAUCUUCGUCGACUUCCAGCGGCGGCGAGAGUGGAUGCGGGACCAGGGCAGGAGAAGUUGAGCUCCGGACUCAAUUUGGGUAGCGGCGGGAUUGACUGGGCAAUGACAGGUUAGCUCUGUUGGUCCGAGCAGCGUUGACUGACCUCCGGGCAGUGGCGGUUGACAUUCGGACAGCAGCGGCAAGUCCUAGAAGCGGGGUAUGACUUUCGUUUCGAUGACAUCGCUCGGGUGACACCCUUUUUGGAAUCCAAUUGAAUGAAUCAAGAUAAUAACAAGCUAUUCUUGGAGGGCACAGAGAUGAAGGAGAUUUACGGAUGCGGGACUCAAACCGUUAACAGAUAUGAUGGUUGUAAUGUCAUGGCCAUGUGCCAACAGAAUGGGGGGAUGCCCUUUCUCCCUGGUAUGUUCCCGUUUGCUCUUCCAAGCGCGGGAACCAUGCCCCUUCAAGCUCCAAUGGCAGUGACGCCGUUCCAGACGCCGGUGCCGCAACCGUCACCUUUCCAGCCGCAGCUGGUCAGCGCUGUGGCCCCCAUCAACUUGGCAGGUGCACUUAACGCUGCAGGGCCGUCGCGUCCCCCGCAAGGUACGAAUCCGCUAAUCACUCCGGAUGGUCACUGCGUCUCGGUUGAAAGCAGGGACGAUGAGUGGGACAUUCCGAGGGCCCACAAGAAGAAGAAAGGAAAGGCCAUACGCCCCGCCACUUCCCGAAACUCCGCCUUCGAAAGGCUGGGGGAUAGGGAAGAGGGCCAGAGAAAGUCAGCCAAGCUGAGACUGGGGCAGAGCGUUGCCCAUAUCAGCGCUUUUGCCCGGUUGGGUGAGAUGCAGGAGGCCGAGCCUGCCCGCACCCAACGUUCCCGGUCAAACCGGCAGGAGCCAGCCAGGACGAGGGUCUCUCGUCAGGAGGAAGCAGAAAGCCAGCCCAGAGUACCGGUAGCUAACCGGUUAACCGUUCCCAAUGACCGCGUCCAACAGAUGGAGGCGAAGUUGGAGAGGCUGGAGAAGAAAGUCGGGGAGAAGGACGCCCCAAGGUUCACCAGUAAGGAGGAACCAGAGAUCCACCUGGACUCCUUCAAUCAGAGUGCAACCAUGAACGGUUGUACAGAUGAAGAAAAAUGCCUCCUUUUCUUCCAAACCUUGCGGAAUCGAGCCACUGAGUGGUUCAACAAGCUUCGCCCGGGAAGCAUUGACUCAUUCAGUGACUUGGCCUCGAAAUUCAAGGCCAAGUUUCAGGAGAACUGUACUAAGAGGAAGAAAUUCACCUAUCUUAGUACAGCCGGGCAGCGGGAAUCAGGGAACCUCACUCAAUUCCUUACCCGGUGGAAGGAGGAGGUAGACAAGGUUGAGGAAAUGGAUGACAAGACAGUGUGGUCCCUCCUCCUGAAUGGUUUGCGAGCCGGGGAACUUUACAAGGAAUUCUGCCGAAAACCCCCGGCCACGUACCAGGAGGCCUACCACACUGCAUGGGAGUUCGCCGAGGCAGAAACCCAACUCCGGGCGAAGAAAGAGGCCGAGCAUGGUUACAAGCCCAAGCCGGUGCCAGUCAAGAAGGAAGAGGCGCCGGGAUCCAACCGGCCAAGGCACCACUAUGACCCGGUCGUCCGCGUGGUCAACACAGAAGAGUGCCAGGAGAUAAGGAAAGCACCGGCUACCUACCCGGUCAUUCCUCCGGAAAAUCCUAUCGGUCAAACUGGGCGCCAGUGGUCGGGCACCUAUUGCUCAUACCACCGGUCAGAUUCCCAUAACACAUCAGAAUGCAAGAGUGUUAAGGGAGUGAUCCGGCAGAUGAUAGAUAGCGGGGAACUGGGUAAAGAUUAUCUACAGAAAGCCCAAGAGAAGAACCACCAAUGGGUUAGGCCAGCGACCCAGGAAAGCGACCGGGAUAAGGACCGGCGGAGGAACAACAGGCCGAGGGAACAACCUCCCCCUGACAAAGAGCAUAUUGGAAUAAUCUUCGGCGGACCCGAGGGGGGAGAUUCAGCCGCGCAGCGGAAAAACUGGGUCCGCAGCAUUUACGUGGGUGAAGUAAGUGCUGAACCGGCCAGGCGUAAGUAUCCCAGGAGGGAGCCAAUAGUCUUCACUGACCGCGACCUCCCUCCUACCGGUGAAGAUCACAAUGAUCCAUUGGUCAUCACCAUGGACAUCAACGGGGUGGACGUCGCCCGGGUACUUGUUGACACCGGCAGCAGUGUCAACAUCCUCUACCUGGAGACCUUCCAGAAACUCAGGUUGUGUCGGACACAACUUGAACCCCUCAAAACUCCUCUCUCAGGUUUCACGGGAGAUACGGUGGAAGCUGAAGGGUCCAUAGUUCUACCGGUCGAACUAGGAUCAGGCGAGAAGACCGUGUGGAAAAGGAUGCGGUUCAUUGUUGUGGACAUCAAAUGCGUCCACAACGCAAUCCUUGGCAGGCCAGGCAUCAACAAGGUUGGGGCAGUGAUCUCCAUGCCCCACCUAUGCAUGAAGUUCCACACUCCAGGCGGUGUGGGAGAAGUACGGGGCGACCAGAGGAAUGCCCGGGAGUGCUAUGCCCGGGCAGUCAAGAGGAUGACCAAGGGAGUCAACGUCAUCUCCCAGGAAAUCACCAAGGGAGAGACCCGGGAGAAACUGGAGCCUGAAGCUGAGACGAUGGAGAUUGAACUUCACCCGGGUGAUUCAUCAAGGAUGGUCAGAAUUGGAGCAAAGAGAUACCUGGCCAGUGAUUACAAGGCAGAGAUUACACGGGUGCUCCAAGAAUACGCAGAGAUUACACGGGUGCUCCAAGAAUACGCAGAGAUUACGCAAAGAGAUACAAGGCAGAGAUUACACGGGUGCUCCAAGAAUACGCAGGCAUAUUCGCAUGGAGCGUGGCGGACAUGCCCGGGAUAGACCGCUCAAUCAUCUGCCACCGGCUGGCA
This is a messenger RNA of Cuscuta campestris, 3314 nucleotides long. Lineage: Eukaryota; Viridiplantae; Streptophyta; Magnoliopsida; Solanales; Convolvulaceae. The record is from the annotation of a GenBank genome assembly.